Molecule: messenger RNA, 2260 nt
Organism: Myzus persicae (green peach aphid)
Lineage: Eukaryota; Metazoa; Arthropoda; Insecta; Hemiptera; Aphididae
Product: protein lifeguard 1-like
Exons: 4
Coding region: 829-1770 (313 amino acids)
Cellular component (GO): membrane
Source: RefSeq, a predicted model, not a curated record
GUCUUAUCAUUAAGCAUACUUCCCAUUCCUUAGGUUUAUAAACUAUACAGUAUUUUGUUUGUCGCCCACUAAUCGCUCUCUACUACCUUUUCACUUUUCACUCGCUUUCAGUAUUCAGCAUUCGGUAUUUCAGGCUCUGGCAAGUUACAACUAGACUAGUCAGUAGUCACUAUAUACUGGUCACUUUAUAGUCCGUAUUCAUUCAUUAUUCAGAUUUCACAUUAAGUUGACAGUUUGAGACCACAAAAAUUAUAUACAUAAUCGACUAUUGAUUACGGAAGCUCUUGUUGUCACUUAACAUUUAUCAGUCGUUGUGAGAGAUAACGCGUUGCAUUUCAUUAUUUCACCGUAGCCUACAACCCAUAAGGCCAUAACAACUAUAUUCUAGAUCUUUCGAUAGGUGAUAGGUAGCAAAUCGUUAUCGUGUAAUUCGUGUUUAAACUUUUAUCCACUUCGCAGUUCGGGGCGUUCGGGCCAUUCAACAGUGUACAGACGACACGAACGGUCUGUCAACGGUAAUAUUCCAAUAGCGGUUAUCGAGGCCUGCGCACAGGCGCAUUGUCACGUUGGUCCCAUCGUCCAUCGGUUGCGCACUUGCGCGUCGUUAUCUCGUCACACGCAGCACUGCAGCAGUAGACCUAAAUCGCUCGUCGGUAGUCGUCAAAAGUGUCGCUCCGAAAUACGAAUCGUAAACGCAGUGUUACAGUGAACAGUACUGAAUAAUACCCAUUACGAAGCAGACGAUCAGUUACAUAACUGCCGUUUGUAGCUUGUACGGAUUCACGAAGACAGAGGAUUAAUUGGACCAGUUUAUAAAUAACAUUUGCAAUGAGUACGUGGCAACAAACACAAACUCCGUAUGGAUCAGGAGCUGCACCACCACCACCUGGAUUUUUUCCACAAGGUGCACCAUAUCCAAAAGCUGACGGUGGAUAUCCUGCUGCUGGAGGUUAUCCUGCUGCUGGUGGUUAUCCUGCUGGCGGUGGUUAUCCUGGUGGUGGAUAUCCUCCCCCAUAUGCACAACAAAAUAUGCCUUAUUAUGGAGCAGGGAUACCAGAUAAUUCUCAAAAUAAUAGUUUUAACGCACCUGAAAACUUUGGCUUUAGCGAUAAAACUAUACGUAAAAACUUCAUAUGUAAAGUUUACAGCAUUUUGAUGUGUCAGCUACUUAUCACAUUAACUUUUGUGGCUAUGGCAACUCUUCAUGAUGCCACUAGAGCUUAUGUAAAAUCACAUCCUGGGUUAAGUAUCAUUGCAAUUAUCAUUACUUUUGGUACUUUAAUUGCUCUCGCAUGCUGUGAAAACUUACGUCGCAAGAGUCCUACCAACUUUAUUCUUUUGUUCGUAUUCACCUUAGCUGAAUCAUUUUUAUUAGCAGUAUCUGUGUCACGUUACUACCCAGAACAAGUGCUGUUGGCUCUUGGUUUAACUACAUUGAUAUGUUUUGCUCUUACAAUAUUCGCUUUUCAGACUAAAAUAGAUUUUACAGUAAUGGGUGGUUUUUUAACAGUAGCUGUAAUAGUUUUACUGGUUGCAUCUAUUGUCGCUAUAUUUUUUCCUGGUAAAUUGAUGACCCUCAUAAUUGCAUCUGCAGGUGCAAUUAUAUUUUCCUUAUAUCUUAUUUAUGACACCCAAAUGAUGGUUGGUGGUGACCAUAAGUAUUCAAUCUCUCCAGAAGAAUAUAUAUUUGCAGCAUUAACCAUUUAUGUAGACAUAAUAAACAUUUUCAUGUACAUUUUAGCCAUAAUUGGAGCUUCAGGUGAUGAUUAAACAUUCAUGUGUAAAGAUUUAAAUAUAUACAAAUAAUAAUGAAACUGUUGAUUGUUUAUUUAAAUUAAAGAUGUAGAUUAUUAUUCCUUUUAGCUUUAAUUUUUCUGAUUAAAUAUAGUUAUUCUGUUAUUUUGUGUUCAGCGAGUCAGUUUUCAUAAUAUUUAAUAUUUACUCACUUAUUCUCACUAAAUAUUUAUAUAUGUUUAAUAUAUAAUACGAAAAAAUGUAUUAAAAAACACAUUUUAAUAACAUAUUAUUAAAUACUUUGUGUGAAGCAAAUGUAUUUCAUACUUAUAAUCUAUAAGUAUUUCUAUUAUACAUCAUAAAUUGUUUUAUACAUUUUUUAUGAUUAGCCAAAAUUGUAUAACAGACAUUUAGUAUUUUCGACAUUUGCAGUUAUAAAACAUUUAAAGAAUAUAACAAAUUAAAGUAACAAUUAAAGGAUUUUGAUAUUAAUUAACAAAAUACAUUUUUUUUUUAUUUAAUACUU